Anoplopoma fimbria (sablefish) is the source of this 514-nucleotide messenger RNA. It is a transcript of the gene ndufb4, whose product is annotated as NADH:ubiquinone oxidoreductase subunit B4. Lineage: Eukaryota; Metazoa; Chordata; Actinopteri; Perciformes; Anoplopomatidae. Bases 42 to 425 code for a protein of 127 amino acids. Gene Ontology annotation, cellular component: mitochondrion. The transcript has 3 exons. The record is from RefSeq and is a predicted model, not a curated record.
UCUCGUCCGCCCAGGGUUCACCCCCGUUCUGUCAAACAAUCAUGGCGGACUACCGAGAGGCGCCCUUGGCUACUCGGCCAAAAACGCUGGACCCCAAUGAGUAUUUCAACGUCUCGCCGGAUCAGCGACGUGCAGAAGAAGGCAGGGCGGCACUGCGGGCGAAUCUGAAGAGGCAGUAUCAGACGCAACUCAAUAACCCGCACAGACAAGAGCUCAUUGAAGACCCUGCCCUGACACGCUGGGUGUAUGCCCGUGCCAACCCCUACACAACCUUCAGGCCGACAUUUAAGACAUCUUUGAUGGGUGCAAUGUUUGGAGUUCUGCCUCUCUUCGUCCUUUACUACGCCUUCAAGACGGACAGGGAUAGGAAGGAGGAUCAGAUUAAGGCUGGAACCCGCGAGCGCAAGUUCAAUUUGUCAUCAUGAGCUCUGUUGUAUAAAGACCUCCUUCGUGUUCCAGUGUUGCUAGUCCGUGUAAUUAUUAUUAACGAAAUAAAAUUAUAUUGUCAAAAACA